Messenger RNA from Oncorhynchus kisutch (coho salmon), 2851 nucleotides. It is a transcript of the gene tfb2m, whose product is annotated as transcription factor B2, mitochondrial. The coding region runs from base 216 to 1544 and encodes 442 amino acids. Gene Ontology annotation, molecular function: mitochondrial transcription factor activity; rRNA (adenine-N6,N6-)-dimethyltransferase activity. Gene Ontology annotation, cellular component: mitochondrial matrix. Gene Ontology annotation, biological process: transcription initiation at mitochondrial promoter; rRNA methylation. NCBI's taxonomy places the organism in Eukaryota, Metazoa, Chordata, Actinopteri, Salmoniformes, Salmonidae. The transcript is spliced from 10 exons. The record is from RefSeq and is a predicted model, not a curated record.
UUUUGCGUCGUCGCUUGCUAGUGACGUAAACCAUCACUGUAAUAUGGCCGUUGUGAAAUCAACGAGGGUCAACAUGUUCAAUGUCACUGCAUUUUUACAACAUUCUGGGAGAUGUAAGCUGUCUUUAGAUUAAAAUAAGAGCAACAUCAGGACAAACGACGAUAUAUCUGUGAUAAAGUUGUGAGCAUCAUCCCUCCUCUUGCCAUCUGUCCGCCAUGUCCACUCAGGCAAGUAAACUGUUUGUGGUAGCGGUGCGGUCUGCAUGUUGCCACCCCAGGGCUAGGCCCACCCUGAAGCAGUCUGCCUCUCCGUGUAGCCCCAGGGUCCUGCUCCAGAGACGGCUCUUCAGCCUGGACUCGCUUUCCUCCGGCCCCGGCCGGCCACAGCCCCAACAGGCUAGGACAGACCGGGCAUCCCCCUCUUCAGCCCCAACCCACAGGAACCUGUCUGCUGUGGCUGUCUCUGUCCAGGACCAGAGUCGCCCGCUGGGCAGGUAUGACUUCCUGGACCUAGGGGAGGUAGAGGAGAACACUCAGAGGGCUCAGCUCUGUAGAACCAUCAAAAGGUUCAUCAUAGACCCUGCCCUGGCCAAACUGGUCACUCAGCACCUAGGACCUGACCUGGAGGACAGCAAAGCUGUUAUAUUUGAAUGUAAUCCAGGCCCAGGGGUGUUGACUAGGACUCUGCUGAAUUCUGGAGCUCAGAGAGUGGUGACGCUGGAGGGAGAGAAGUCCUUCUUACCUGACCUGCAGGCUUUGGAGUGUCUUCUGGAUGGUCAGCUGGAGGUGGUCCACUGUGAUUUCUUCAAGCUGGACCCUAUGGGCAGAGGCAGCAUGAGACCUCCGGCCAUGUACACUGACAAACUGUUCACUGACCUGGGCAUAUCAGAGGCAAACUGGACCGAUGAGGUUCCAGUGAAGGUGGUUGGUAUACUCCCCCAGCGCAUUGAGAGGAGUCAGCUGUGGAAGCUGCUGUAUGUCCUGUUUGAUCGGCUCUCUAUCUACCGUUACGGACGAGUAGAGCUCAACAUGUUCAUCAGCGAGAAGGAAUACCUGAAACUAAUGGCUAAGCCAGGGGACAUGUUGAACUACAGAGCCUUUGGUGCUUUAUGGCAGAUGGCAUGCCACAUCGAACUGCUACACAAGGAGCCGUGGGCAUCGUUUGUGACUUCUUCUAAGUACAAGCUGGCCAUUCCAAAGAGCAGACUUCCUAAUGACAACCUGUGUCUGGUGCGAAUGACACCUCGCAAGGACCUGUUCUCCGCCUCGCUGACCCCCUCCAAUGCAGCCACCCUGGUUAUGAUGGUCAAACAAUGUUUGGCCAAGAGGAAGGCCCGGCUAGUAGACCGGCUCAAUAUGUGGAGUCCAGACAGUGGUCCUAAGCUGCUGAAGGAGAUGGGGAUGCAGGAGGAUGUACUGACGGGCCAUGUCUACCCAGAGGAGUACAAGCAGCUGUUUGAACUGGUGGAUAAGUCCCAGGAGUUCACCCAGAGCUGGCUGUAUGAGGAGGUACUGGAGAACACCCAGAAGGAGGGAUGGAUAUAGACACAGUGCCACCACUAGGAUUGGAGGGGUAGUGCAGCCAGGCUGUCCGAGGCUACAAUUCUAGAUAACCCUAAACCCCCAAGUUGUUGAACCACUCCCAACGUCAUAGUUUAGGGUGGUCCUGAGCUGAUGAGUUUGGUAUUUGAUCUUUUUAAAAGGGGCUACAGUGUUUGUCCUGAGCUCUAUGCGAGUGCUGUCCAGUCGAGCCGAAGAGUUGACUGGUGAAAGGCUGCCUCUCCUACCUUCACAGGACGUUUUCUCUGCGGUUGGUUACGGGUAGCAGCAGAAUGGUUACUUUAUUGGCAAAGCAAGGUUAAUGAGUCAAGAUGUAUUUAAACCAUUCAAUCGCAUUUUGUCACUGUUAUUCAUGGGUUUUUAAUACUAUAGGCUUUUUGCUAACACAGCACAUGAAACUAACUGAGUCAUACUAGUAUGCGUUUCCUGAACCUGAUGUUGAAUUGCAUUGAAUACUACAUCGGGCAGAAAUUAGCGUUUUUAAUCACAAAAGUUUCCUCGCAUGACAUCUAUAAGUCAGAAUGUUGAAUAAAAUAUUUUUAAAAUACUUUACUGGUUGGUCCUUUUGGAGGUAGGAAUGUGAGACAAUAUAUCCACAUUAAAGUGAAAUUACAUAAACUUUUCAAAGCACUGGUAGAGCGUUCAGAUGUCUUAUCACCUGAAGCAUGUGCAGAACCUUGUGAAGCCGUGCAUGAGCUUGGCAAGUAUGCAUGCUGCAGAUGAUCUAAAUCUGAACGCAAUAGCAGCACUUUGAAAAGUUGAUGGAAUUAUACUUUCCUGUGGAUAUACUGUCUUUACAUUCCUACCUGCAAAAGGACCAACCACAUGGACAACCAGAAAAGUACAUUCAAAUAACAUUUUAUUCAAAAUUCUGGCUUGUAGAGGUCGUGAGACGAAACGUUCCUGAUUCAAACGCUCGUUUCUGUCCGACAAUGCAAUUCAACGUCAGGUUUCCAGGCAAUCAUAUGUGAUUGGUUUCUACCGCUUGAAUUGUUUUGUGUAUAGGUAACUUUUUAGUGUACAUGCAUACCAUGUCUACAUGUAUUGACAGUUCAUUCAGUUAUAUGUACAGUUUUGGGCUAUUAGGACUAAUUCUAAAUGGUAAGUACUAAAAUGUCUGACCAUGGUCAGUCAGUGCCAUUCUGUAUUCACUGAUUGUCAUCAUAUGCCUUAGCAUUCCAGCUGGAUAAAUGAUUUUGUGAUUAGAGUACAUCAAAAAGCAUAUUGCAUCUUUCAUGCUAUAACCAUUGGAGGAAAUGUAAUUAUCAAAAUAAAUGUUUUGAUUAAUACUG